Messenger RNA from Neolamprologus brichardi, 2014 nucleotides. The record is from RefSeq and is a predicted model, not a curated record. Lineage: Eukaryota; Metazoa; Chordata; Actinopteri; Cichliformes; Cichlidae.
AUGAAUGAAGAUCAGGUGAAAGAGAUAAUCCAAAGAUGGAGAAAUACUCAAGAAGACGAUCUGAAGCCUGAGGACUACCAGCAGUUCAAGACUUUGGGAUCUGCCAGUCUCAGUGAGGGUGAAAGUCAACAGCUCUUAAAAUUCAUACAAGAUGAGAAAAACCAGGUUAUUGUGAAAUCUAUGGGCUGUGUUAUAUUGGCACCUCUUCUAAACGAAGUUGUAAAAAAAGCUAAAGGUCUGGAUCAAUACCAAGCUGCCAUCACACAUAUGACCAGGACUUGCAGGCCAAACAAACUCCUGGAUUGCAUGCUUGAAAUAAUUGAAGGCAUUGAUCCAGGUGCCAUUUCCGAGACAAUCCUAGCCCUUCUUCCGCAUCUUCAAUCAGGUAACACAACUAAUCAUGCAACAGUACUACCAACCCAAAAAUCAUCAACCUUACUUCUCCGGUUGGAUGAGGGGAAGGCAGCCUGUGUGGGCUCGACUCUGUCGGCCCUGCAGAAGCAGCUGUCCCGGCUGCCUGUGCCUUACACGGAGCAGCAGGAGGAGGCUGAUGAGUACGGCCUGUGCCGCUGCAGCGCUGCCUUGACUGUGUUCACAGAACCUUUUGUGGAGGAGGUGAAGCGGACAGACGGAAAUUGUGCUGCUACAGCUGAAGAUGAGGAGCUAAAGAUUGAGCUUCUGAAGUUCUGCAUGAGGAGUUUGAGAGAGCCUUUGCUUGAGGCUGAACUGAAGCACGACAGAAGAUCACCAUUGUGGCUCUUUGCAGUAGAGAUAAUGGUCACACUUUCUGCAAUCAAAGAGCCUCUUCCGGGGCUCUUAUUCUUCAGCUCACUGAGGAAAAACAUCCUGAUGGACAAUAAUCAGUUCAAGGAGGCGAGAGCAUGUCUGGCUUAUCUGCUGUUUGUUCAGCUCAUUACCAUUGACAACUUUCCAGCAGUGUUCAGCCAUGUGUUUAUUCUCCAGUGCAACAUGGAAUACAUCAGUCAGCUGCUCAGCAGCAAAAAGGAAUCACAUUUGCUCAAAGGAUUGGCGCUGUUCACAAAAAGCUUGGAGCGUGUGCAGGACAACAGCCUCCCAGUGAGUCUGCUGGAUCUGAAGAGCUUCUACAGUGUGACACAAAACCUGCGGCGAGUUCUUACCGACUGCCCAAUACAGCACUUGAGAGAAUCGGGCCUGCAGGUUUUCCAGGUAUUCAUCAAUAAAUUAGAUGCAGAAGCAAAGCACAAAUUCUUCAGGUGCAUGUUAAAAACCAGCAAUCACGCAGGUAUAGAAAGUUAUAUAAUCAAGAACAUCAGGAAUCAAUUUGAACUUUCUAUGAAGUGGGGUAACGCCAAUGAGUGGUUCUUGGGAACGGAGUUUAUUUCACUGAUGACACUGGUGCUGUGCUUGCCACAAGGUGCUCAGACAGAUUUGCUCAGAAGUAUGGACAAGGUAAUGGAGAGCCUAAAUCUGCUACGCUAUGUUCUUAUCAGAGACGAAGAGCUGAGAACCAAUAAAGAUGUGUGGGAAGAGUUGUGCAGGAUCAAAGAGGAAUACCUAAAAAUGCUGCGUGUAUGUAUCAGCAUAUCAAGAGCGUAUUAUUCCUCUGAACUGAAAGCACUGAGGGAGGACCAAAAGCUAAAAGCAAAAGAAGCCAGAGAUGCUGCUCGACCCACUAAAUUAGUCAAAAGCAUCACAGUAAGGAAGGAGAAAGUGUCCAACAUGUCCCCGGAGGUCCAGCAUCAGGUGCUGCAGAGUGCUUUGGUGACAUUUGACCUCAUGGAGAGUCUUAUAGUCCGAAUCGAAGAGAUCACAGAGGAAAAACGGAACAAACUAAACUGAGGCUCUGAAUUCAGACCCUUCAAUAUUUUUCUAAAUAUAUCUUUAUUUGGUUUGCUUUGUUUGACUGAAUAAAGUGUGUGCUUAUAUACAAGAAUGUAUACAAGAUGAUACUAUAUACUGAAAUGUCUGCCUUUCUAUUUUCAGCACAUUGGGCUCGUGCUGGUUAGCACUAAAUAAAACAUGUCGAAUCACC